UCGCCUACUCUCUUCACUGUCCUUCAUUUACAGUGGAAUCAUUUUCCCUCCAUACAACACAACCAGUCUCUCUCGCACCUCCUCACUAUAUAACUUUCUCAUUCCCGUUUCCCCUACUUCCUCUCAUACUGUAAAAAGUAAAAACACAAACCUAAGCACAGAAUCACAGAGCUGCACAGAGCUAGAAGAAUUAAUCAGGAUGUUGAAAUUCCUAUCGAAAGUGCGAAUCGAAUUCAAUGCCCUAGACCCACGAACAGCGUCAUGCAUGGAAUUCCUUGCCCAAUGCAACGCCCGCAAGGCCAAAGAAUCAAAUCCCGCUUGCCAACUCAUUGUCAAGCGUCGAACCGAUGAUCGUACCCCGCAAAUCACUGUGACGUUCGUUAAUGGUGUCGAGGAGGUUUUUGACGGCACUAGUGUCUCUGCACAGUCAAUUAGGAGUAUGAUUUUGGAGAAAGGUCAGCAUCUUGAAACUGAACAAAUGUUUCGCGAAGCUGGUGAAAAAUGGCCUGUUCUUAUUCCUGAACAUGAGCUUCAAAUGCCUGCUCCCGGUACCAAACCAAGGAAAGCAGAUGAGAAGAAGCAAUGACGACACUAUUGCUGGAGAUCACUGGUUUCACAUCUGCAACAAAACUAAAUUAUAUCGAAUUGUGGUUCAUAAAUGAGAUAGGUCUGUAAUUUGAAAUCGAUCAUGGUAUUAGUGAAUAUUUAAAAGCCGUGUUCUAGUGUUGACCUUCUUGUGAAAAUCCCCUAAAUAAGUUGGGUGUAUUUUUGAAUGUACCAAUUUUGAGACUCUCGUUGUCUUUCAGCCGGUUUGCUUGUGUUUGCCUGCUAA
This is a messenger RNA of Mercurialis annua (annual mercury), 832 nucleotides long. RefSeq lists its product as uncharacterized. Bases 200 to 586 code for a protein of 128 amino acids. The record is from RefSeq and is a predicted model, not a curated record. Gene Ontology annotation, cellular component: mitochondrial large ribosomal subunit. The transcript has 3 exons. NCBI's taxonomy places the organism in Eukaryota, Viridiplantae, Streptophyta, Magnoliopsida, Malpighiales, Euphorbiaceae.